AUGUUGCGUACUAAUAAUUUGCUUAUAUUGCUGGUUUUUUCAUUUUUAAUCAUCAAUGUUAAACUGGAUCUUGGUGGACCAUGUUAUUCAGUAUCAAGUAUGGAAGGUCAAGCUUGUGGAGUUGGUGUUCAUCCAGUAACUCAAAUUAUGACUGAUUGCUUAUGUCAUAUUCCAGGGUAUUGGGAACAAUAUAAUAGAUGUGCAGAAUUAAUAGCUGGUGAACAUAAUGAACCAGUCAAUGGUGCUGAAGUUUGUUCACGGGCCCUGGAAUAUGCAGCCAAUCCUGCAGGGUUUACUGGUAAUAAAAACUUUUUUGAAGGUAGUACGACAAUAUUGGAUCUUGUCAUGUUUGCAUUCCCAACUUAUUCACCAGGAGUAACUAAUUUUCUUGAUUCGAGUUCCAAUGACUUGACUACUACUAAUUCUGAUGAAAUCAAUUCUCUGCUUACAACAGAUGAAAGCGUUCCUUCUUUCAGCAGCAACUAUAUUGAAAUACCCCUGGAAACUUCAGUAGAGGCGUCUAUUACUAUUCAACCAUCAACAAUUGAAAUUUCAGAAACCACCCCAGUUGAAAGUUCAGAAUUUUCAUCUAUAAUCAGUUCCCUGCCAUUACCAAUAGUUUCUGAGAGUGGGGUCUUAAAUUCUACUCAAAUUGUUUCCACACCAGUAGUAAUCAUUUCCCCUACCCCUCAACCAUCUUUAGAGACAACCUCCUCACAAAGCAGUGUUCCUGAUAUCGCAAAUACUAGUUCAACAACAACUGACACCACCGCAGUUGAUGAAACAACUAUAAACAAUCCAUCAUCAGUAGCUUUACCAACUACAAUUGAAACAGCUGUUUUUGAAGGUGGUGCCAUGGGAUAUCCAUCAAUUUCAAUCGCCAUUGGUCUUGUAUUGAUUGUGUACCUUAUUUAG
Candida dubliniensis CD36 is the source of this 915-nucleotide messenger RNA. It is a transcript of the gene PGA44, whose product is annotated as Pga44p. The coding region runs from base 1 to 915 and encodes 304 amino acids. The record is from RefSeq and is a predicted model, not a curated record. Lineage: Eukaryota; Fungi; Ascomycota; Pichiomycetes; Serinales; Debaryomycetaceae. The transcript has a single exon.